This is a messenger RNA of Suhomyces tanzawaensis NRRL Y-17324, 438 nucleotides long. It is a transcript of the gene RPS23A, whose product is annotated as 40S ribosomal protein uS12. NCBI's taxonomy places the organism in Eukaryota, Fungi, Ascomycota, Pichiomycetes, Serinales, Debaryomycetaceae. The coding region runs from base 1 to 438 and encodes 145 amino acids. The transcript has a single exon. Gene Ontology annotation, molecular function: structural constituent of ribosome. The record is from RefSeq and is a predicted model, not a curated record. Gene Ontology annotation, biological process: translation. Gene Ontology annotation, cellular component: cytosolic small ribosomal subunit; ribosome.
AUGGGUAAAGGUAAACCAAGAGGUCUUAACUCCGCUAGAAAAUUGAGAGUUCACCGUCGUAACAACAGAUGGGCUGAUCAAUCUUAUAAGGCCAGAUUAUUAGGAACUGCCUUCAAGUCAUCUCCAUUUGGUGGUUCUUCUCACGCCAAGGGUAUUGUCUUGGAAAAGAUUGGUGUUGAAUCCAAGCAACCAAACUCCGCUAUCAGAAAGUGUGUCAGAGUUCAAUUAAUCAAGAACGGUAAGAAGGUUACUGCUUUCGUUCCAAACGAUGGUUGUCUUAACUUCGUCGACGAAAACGACGAAGUCUUGUUGGCUGGUUUCGGUAGAAGAGGUAAGGCUAAGGGUGAUAUUCCAGGUGUCAGAUUCAAGGUCGUCAAGGUUUCCGGUGUCUCCUUGUUGGCUUUGUGGAAGGAAAAGAAGGAAAAGCCAAGAUCAUAA